AUGGGCUCCACCGAAUCCCAACAUGUAGUCGGACAAGAAGAAGACGAAGACGAGGAAGAACAAGACAACAAUGAAGCAAGAUCCAAGAUGAGGGUACCCCAAAACAAUGGCUUGGUCAAGGAUGUGGUCGAACAAGAACCCGAAAUGUCACCUCGCCAUGCAUCCACAUCCCCCCUUUCUCCCCAGCUUUCUUCAUUUGGUACUCCUCGGAUGGGUCCCUCACCCAAAGCGUGGGACCCUUUCAAUGCGUUUGGUCCACCUCCGGUUUUCUCCCGCAAUUUUCCCUCGGAUGACGAUCGCAUGCUGAUCCAGGUUUAUUUGAUCAACCAUGGAGAGAGUGAGCUGGAUUUGAGGCCUGAUAUUGUGGGUGGAAGAUAUGAUGCUGCCGCUAUGACCUCUAAUGGGAAACGCCAAGCCAGGGUAUUGGCUGUGUUCCUACAUUCUCAAGGGAUCAGGUUUGAUGCCAUCUAUUGCUCUCCCUUGGAUCGGGCUAGAUCGAUGGCUCUUUAUGUCUGUCAGGAGAUGAAUGUUGCAGAAGCAAAGAUACAAUCCUCUGAUGCACUUAUGGAUCUGAAUAUGGGGCACUGGGAAGGGUGCAUCAGAUCAGAAAUAUAUACACCUGAAGUUUUGAGUCUAAGGGAAAGAUACCAACAUGAUUUUUCUGCACCUGCUGGAGAAUCUCUCAGACAACUGGAAUUUCGAAUGAUUCAGUUCUUGAAUGGGAAAGUCCUUGGUCUUCCUGAAAAGUUCAGAUCUGAAUUCUUCUUACACCAAAAUGAGAGUCGACGAUCUACAAACCACAGCACCCGUGCUCAAAACAACUCAGUUCAUGGACAACCAAAGAAGAAAUCUGGUAAGAGCAGGCUAAAAACUGUGUCGGAUAUGAUUGAACACGAUGCUGACGAUGAAAUGUCUCCUCGGGUAGCCAAUAAUCAGCCUGGCCUUCCUAACUUAACUGUCAGGACUUCCUCUCUUCCCUGCACCAACACCUCCUCAGCCUCCUCUUGUGUUGGCAUUUUUACACAUUCCCUGCCGAUUAAAUGCCUCAUCACGGCCCUCCUUGGGUGCAGCCCCAUAAUGUCACAUAAGAUCUGCAUAGAAGACUCUUCCGUGACUGUUCUGCAGCAUUCUUGGAAAACUGGGUGGCAGAUAAAACAGUUGAAUGAUACUACACAUCUUAGGCUUCUGUAAUUGGAGUUUGGGACUUGAUCUAAUCCUACAGCAGCAGCAGCCUAACUGCAAUCUGCAACUCAGGCUCUAACUUGUUAUGCUUCUACAAUCUACACUAUAUGUGUGUUGUAGCAUCCAAAUUUUGAUCUUAUUUAAUUCAAAAUUCAUGCUAUCCAAAUCGUAAUAGAAAGAGUUGUUUUGGAA
This is a messenger RNA of Gossypium raimondii (Peruvian cotton), 1374 nucleotides long. RefSeq lists its product as uncharacterized. NCBI's taxonomy places the organism in Eukaryota, Viridiplantae, Streptophyta, Magnoliopsida, Malvales, Malvaceae. The record is from RefSeq and is a predicted model, not a curated record. The coding region runs from base 1 to 1191 and encodes 396 amino acids. The transcript has 2 exons.